Molecule: messenger RNA, 2845 nt
Organism: Phragmites australis (common reed)
Lineage: Eukaryota; Viridiplantae; Streptophyta; Magnoliopsida; Poales; Poaceae
Product: probable serine/threonine-protein kinase At1g09600
Exons: 4
Coding region: 2072-2470 (132 amino acids)
Source: RefSeq, a predicted model, not a curated record
UUACGGGUUGGUUGCCACGGAGAGCGGCAGAUCUGCUCCCAGUGGGGACCAUUGUGAGGUCCUGGAACUACGUGUUCACGCUUUUGCCGACGAAGUUCCCCGCGUGCCGCGUCGGCUGCGUCUACCUCGUCGCGACGUGGUGGAGUGCGGUGGAGGUGGCCAUGGGGCUCGGUGACCGGCGACUUUGUCCUUGUCGCUGCGCAGGAUGUUGGGUGGUGUGGGGCCUUUGGGCAAAAGCCUAACUUGGAUCUACCGAAUGCUGGUGAUGAUGACGCUCUUAGGUGUCGUUAUCCUUUCUAAAGGUGUCGCUACGAGAUCCCUGUCUCCCCCACCCCGAGAGGAUCCUCCGAGUGAAAACUCUAACCUCUUUUGAGGUUGGGCAAUGGCAGUGUCUUUGAGCCAUGUCCUCUAUAGAGGGAUUGCCUUGGAGCUCCCUGCCCUGCGCUGGCUGGGACUAAUGUUGAGAUUGAUGGUGAUGAGAUUUAGGCCUGGGGUGAUGACGAGGCUUCUGCUUCCUUGGAGCUACGCUUCAUGCGCAAAUGGCUGACAGACUUGGGUUGUUCGUGUUGGUGUAGAGUCGGAGCUGAUACAUUGUUAGGGUGGGAUGAAGCUUGGCAAUGAUGGCGCGUAAUACGCUCUUUCUUGAGACUAUUUUGGUGGUAGCUGUGUGCGUGGGUGCAAUGAUAAUGAGGCAUAGGCUGAGGUUCGUCGUGAGAAGUCGGAGUUGCUGUGUCGCUAUUGCGAUGAGCUUGCAACGAUAACUUGUGUUGAGCUCUGACAUCUAUAGGUUGUUAGUGAGUAGUGUGACGUGAGUCUUGACCGUGUGUUUGUAAGAUUUUUAGAUCCGAUUUACUUUAUAAAUUGGGUCAACUUUUCUUCUAUAGUGAAUUGUAGGAACUCCCUAACUUAAAGAAGAUUACUAACCACGAUAUGAUAUUUUGUGAUAAGCCCUCUAAUUUGGAUCGUGAUUAUUUAUAGUGAUCUAGUAUUUUUUUGGAGAUACCCCUAUUUUGGAUCACGAUUAUUAAUCGUAAUUCAAUAUUUUGCAAAAAGACCCCUGAUAAUUUUAGUAAGCCUUCUUCUUUAUAUGAAUGCCUCAUUUCGCUUCUUGUUCUCCCGUCCGAGGAUUCACCAGCGCCAACGACCGUUGCCCUUUCCGUUCAACUAGGGGCGAAGCUAGAUAGAGAUAUCCUGGUGUACUGGCAUAAGGGUAAAUCAAAAUUUUAAUAGUAGUUAUCUUAUUUUGACCAUAUGUGAAUCAUGAUAAAUUGGGCUUUGUGAUUAAUAUUUAGUUUGGAUUGUAUAUUUGACACUAUCACAAUUUAAAUUCUAGCUUCACCCCUGCGACCAACCCAUCCGUCAUCUCCCAGCCUCAAACCCUAGAACCAUAUUUUCCCUCUUCCGGUCCAAGGAGAUAAUCUUGGAUGCUAUGGAUGCCGCGGUUGGAGCUCUCCGGCAGCAUCAUGGACUGGAUCAGCUUCUCCGUGCCCGAGAUGAGUUACACAGGCAAACCAGAAAAUGGAGAGAAAUUUAGUGGCUUUGAGCUUUCGCUCUUCUGCAACUUAGAGGCAGCAAUUGGAUGAGAAGCAGACGCAACAGAGCUGAGCAUGACAACCUCGUCCUCGCAUGAUUGUAUCUGAUGCCGAUGACGGCCUGCCGCUAUUGUUGACGGCCGUGGCGGCGUACUCGAUAUGGAAGGCACUCCCGUCCGGUGAUAAGGUCGUCACCGACCAAUCCUACCCUGUCCCGAUUGUUAAAUUCUUGCGAAAUAGUAGUAUCUUUUGAUAUUCCUGCCUAAGGAAUUUUUUUGGCUAUAUAUACAUUUUACCGGGUCUAACGAUAAACCCUAAGUAGAAUUUUUUUAUCAUAUUUACUGAUAUUUUAUUUAAAUUUUAUUUGGUAUAUCCGAUAAAUUAUAUUUACCGAUUACUUCCGAUAAAUUUUGUUUACCAAACUGGGUGUAAUUGAUUGGAAUGGCCCUGAACCGUGGCUUCACUGAGCAUUGCAGGUGGAGCAGCUGUUCAAGUUCUUCAACCUGUGCGGGUCGCCGCCGGACGACUACCGGCGGAAGAUGAAGCUCUCCGUGUCGUUCCGCCCUCCCAAGGCGUACAAGCCCUCCAUGCCGGAGAAGUUCCGCGAGCUGCCUCCGUCGUCGCUGGGCCUCCUCGCCACGCUCCUCGCGCUCGAGCCCGCCGGUCGAGGCACUGCCGCCCAGGCCCUGCAGAGCAACUUCUUCAGCACCCCGCCGCUGCCGUGCGACCUCCCGUCGCUGCCCGUCGUGUACGAGGAGGAGGUCGCGGAUCCCACUUCUUCGGGGAAGCCUAAACUGAGACAACGCUCUAAGAAACGGAGGGACGGCAAGCAGAUAGCCGAUGAGCAGCAGUCAGAUGAAGCACCGAAGAUCGACGGCGGUUCUCCUGACAAAAAAAGUGCAGCAGCCAGGGGCAAACAGCAACCACACAGGCAGUGACAACGAUCACGAGGACCACCGGCCUCUUCUAGCUCCGGACGGCGAGCCAUCGGCCAGCAGCGGUGUUGUUAGCGGCGGCAUGGAGAGCAGAUCACCGGCUUCCAUGACGGACUUCGACGCGGCUGCCGCGGCGCAACGUGGAUCAGGAGAACUCCCCUCCAAGCAGUACGUUCUUGUGGAUCAUGUGUAGGCCGCGGCUGUUGAUUAGAGAGUGAAAGGUAGCGGAAAUUGUUUGGAUUCUGAAUACCUUUUGCGGUUGAUGUAACCAAAGACUGCUGUUCUUACAAUUGAGCAUCCUCUGAAUUGUAGAGACUGAUGCUUUGUAUGUAUGAAUAAUCAUCUCUUCAGAAAAGAAGAAUCAUUAGUUUUAUUCAA